GCCCCGCCCCGCCGGCAGCAGCGCACUCCGGAGCUCGGCGCGGAGCGGUGCGGAGCCUGUGGCCCUUCUCCGGUUCCAUCCCCUGUUCCCGGUCCCGAGUUCUGCCCGGCCGGGUCAUGCUCUAGCGGUGCCGGUGCCGGUACCGGGGCGCGGGGCCGAGCGGGGCGGAGGAGCGGAGCGGGGCAGCGGGCCCCCCCCCCCCUCGCGCCCCCUGCCCGGAGCGCGGCCGGGACGGGAGCAUGCGGAUCCUCUUCCUCUGCCUUCUGACUCUCGCUGAUACCCACGGACAAGUGGCACAGACGCGGUUCGUGGAGGAACCAGAGGACCAGACAGUGGUGGCUGGCCAGAGGAUCGUCCUCUCCUGCGUGGUGCUCAAUUAUUCCGGGAUCGUGCAAUGGACCAAAGACGGCCUCGCCCUGGGGAUGGGGCAGGGGCUCAAAGCCUGGCCACGCUACCGCAUCGUGGGCACAGCCGACUCCGGCCAGUACAACCUGGAGAUCACUGACGCCGAGCUCUCCGAUGACGCCGUGUAUGAGUGCCAGGCCACCGAGGCUGCACUGCGGUCCCGCCGGGCCAAGCUCACCGUGCUGAUCCCCCCCGAGGACCCCAGCAUCGAUGGAGCCCCUGAGAUCCUGCUGCGCGCGGGGACGCCGUACAAUCUGACCUGCCGGGCACGCAACGCCAAGCCGGCGGCCACCAUUGUCUGGUACCGGGAUGGGCUCCAGCAGGACGGAGCCAUCACCAGCACGGAGGUGUUGGCCGACGGCAAGCGGGAGACGACCACCAGCCAGCUUGCCAUCAACCCAACUGACCUUGACAUCGGGCGGGUGUUCUCCUGCCGCAGCACCAAUGAUGCCAUCCCAGCGGGCAAGGAGACCUUCAUCAAGCUCAACGUUCACCAUCCCCCGACUGUCACCCUGUCCAUCCAGCCCCAGACGGUGCAGGAGGGCGAGAGGGUUGUGUUCACCUGCAUGGCGACUGCCAACCCUGAGAUCAAAGGCUACAGGUGGGCCAAGGGAGGGGUGAUCAUUGAGGAUGCCAAGGAGAACAAGUACGACACACAGGUGGAUUACACUUUCUUCACGGAGCCCGUCUCCUGCGAGGUGCACAACGACAUUGGCAGCACCAACGUCAGCACGCUGGUGGACGUGCACUUUGCCCCUCGGAUUGUGGUGGACCCCAAACCCACCAUCACAGACAUUGGCUCCGACGUGACACUGACGUGCGUGUGGUCCGGCAACCCACCGCUGACCCUCACCUGGACCAAAAAGGAGUCCAACAUGGUCCUGAGCAACAGCAACCAGUUGUACCUGAAGUCUGUCACGCAAGCCGACGCAGGGCAGUACGUCUGCAAAGCCAUCGUCCCCCGCAUAGGCGUGGGCGAACGCGAGGUCACCCUCUUUGUCAAUGGACCCCCCAUCAUCUCGAGCGAGGCCGUGCAGUACGCGGUACGUGGGGACCGCGGCAAGGUGGAGUGUUUCAUCGGCAGCACACCACCCCCGGACCGCAUCGCAUGGGCCUGGAAGGAGAACAUUUUGGAGGCAGGGACGCUGGAGCGGUACACAGUGGAGCGGACUAACACGGGCAGCGGGGUCCUCUCCACCCUCACCAUCAACAACGUCAUGGACGCCGACUUCCAGACCCGCUACAACUGCACGGCCUGGAACAGCUUUGGGCCAGGGACCGCUAUCAUCCAGCUGGAGGAGAAAGAGGUCUUGCCCGUGGGCAUCAUCGCCGGUGCCACCAUUGGGGCCAGCAUCCUCGUCAUCAGCUUCCUCAUCGCACUCACCUGCUUCCUCUACCGGCGCCGGAAAGGAAGCCGUAAGGAUGUCACCCUGCGCAAGCUGGACAUCAAGGUGGAGACAGUGAACAGGGAGCCCCUGACGCUGCAUGCAGACCGCGACGAGGACACGGCCAGCGUCUCCACGGCCACCCGUGUCAUGAAGGCCAUCUACUCGUCGUUCAAGGAUGAUGUGGACUUGAAGCAGGACCUUCGCUGUGACACCAUCGACACCCGCGAGGAGUACGAGCUCAAGGACCCCACCAACGGCUACUACAAUGUCCGCGCCCAUGAGGACCGCCCAUCCUCCCGCACCGUCCUCUACGCCGACUACCGCAACCCCGGCCCAGCACGCUACGACACCCGCCCACCCUCCCGCCUCUCCCACUCCAGCGGCUACGCUCAGCUCAACACCUACAGCCGUGGUCCCACGUCCGACUACAACGCCGAAGCGGCACCGGGUCCCGGACCCCCUCCCGGCACAGCAGGUGGUGAGACGGCAAGCCAGCUCUCCUAUGAGAACUAUGGGGGUCACGCUGCCUUCCCAGCCGGCACCGGUUAUGCCACCUACCGCCUGGGGUACGGUCAGCCCCCCAGCCUGGACCGGGCACCCUAUGACGCCUACGACCCCAUGGGCAAGUACGCCAGUGCCACCCGCUUCUCCUACACCUCCCAGCACUCGGACUACGGGCAGCGCUUCCAGCAGCGGAUGCAGACACACGUCUAGGGUGGGCGGGGGCUGGCAGGCAGCACCGAAAACAGGGGGGUGGGGGUGCACAGGUAGCAGGGGUCCACAGGUACCUCAAGACUGUCCCCUGAUAUUCAGGGGCUCAUCCUGACCCUCCUGUCCCGCUUCUCCUCCGGCAGCUGGACUCCCCAUGCCGGGGUUUGCUGGCGGUGGGGAUGUGCCCCAAGUCUCUUCGAGCUUCCACACAUUCAGUUCUUUUUCGGUACCUUCCCAGAGGAGGGAGAGGGUUGGGGGGAACCCUCCCCCCCGUGCCCACCCCAUCUCCCCCCCUUCCCACCCAGCCUCAGCGGGUGCGUGCAGGUCCGCGCAGCUGUCGGGGCCAGCUCUGCAGCCUCUGCUCUCCCACCAUCCCAGAUCCCCCCCCGAGCUCCACAGGGCCAGAUCCUUCCCCGAUGGGUCCCCAGUGCCCCUGAGCCAGCACCCGCUUCUCCCUCCUCUGCAGGAGCAGGGGGCUGCACAUGAGCUGCCCCCAGAAACACCUCCCCCAUCCCAGCCAGACCCCCGUGCGAGGGAGCAGGGAGGUGCUAUAUGUGCGUAUAUACGUGUCUGUAUGUACAUACAUAUAUGCAAUGCCUGGUUUCUGGUUUCGCGCAAAAAAGCCCCAUCCCAGCCCAUUCCCGUUCCCUGUGCCUUGAUUUCGGGGACAGCCCUGACUCGGGGCCGGCUCCCCACUUCCCCAUCCGUCCCACCUGCCCACAGCCCCUGCACCCACCCUUGGAGCUGCAAGCAGGGGGUGCCCCAGGGGUCCCAGGGGAUCAGGACCAGUGAGUUCUGAACAGCAGACCCCCGGCAUCUGUGUGCCCCCCCCCCCAUACGCACACUCAUACCUAUGGGACAGGCAGCGGUGGAUUUCCAUCCCGCUGUUGUCAGCCUGACCCUGAGCAACACGCUGUUGGACCAGCCAGCUCUGUCCCACCAUCACUGCCACAGCUGGUGGCACCAGCCGGCGUGGGGAUUUGGGGAAGGGGGGGGGGUCCCUCUUAUGAAUGUAUAUAAAGGCAUAUAUAAGGGGUGUAAGCACCCUCCCAGCCACCAGCAAGCGUUACAGCUCUGCAACCCCAUCCCCAGCAUGCUCACGCCCCAGCCCCGAGGGUUUGGUGAAUGUUUUGAGCCGUGGCAAACCAAACCAGCCAGGAGCGGGAGCUCGGCCAGUCCCCCAGCUCCAAGGACUGGGAGGCACUGGGCAGCCAGGGCGAUGGGGGCCCUGAUUUCGCUGCCUGCAGCAAUAAUGCUCACCUGGCCACCAGCUCAGGAGCUGGGGGACAGGGGUCUUGCCGGCGUGUGAUGAGUUUUGGAGGGAGGGUGGAGGCACAAGGCGGGUUUUGGCUGGGGAGCCUUUCCCAGUCACAUUGCUGCCCAAAGCUGUCCCUGUGGUCCCCUGGGAUUAGGUACGAAACACCUCCCCAUGUAUGCCUGCCCCACGGGGUCUGCCACAGGAAGGGGGACGUACUUUGGGGUCCCCGUCCCACUGAGCACACCCUGUUCCCAGCCGCCAACAGAGCUGGACCGCGGUGAGCUGAAUCUGGCCCCGUCGCCAGCAGGUACGAUUUUGGAAGGCUGCUGGGAGGGUUUGGGAAGGGGCUGGCAGAGCCGUGAUGCUGAUGCAGCCCCAGUGGCACAGCCGGGGGGGCGGAAUCACUUACCCCCCUCCUUUCCUCCUCGACCACCCCCAAAAGGUACUGUCAGGACGGGCCAAACCCUGGAAGGUGCUGAGCCCGCGCCCAGCCUGAGCCUCCGACUGCAGGACUGCGUGCCAUUUCUUUUAAUGGUGCCUGAUGUAACCCCCACCCCAACACCCUCCUCCUCGCCCCGCACCCCUCCACACACACACACCCUCCCCGGGGACGGCCCCGUUUUUGGGGGGCUCCCAUCCCAGGUGCUGCACCCCCACGUCGAUAGCAAUAGCCACUGCGGCAGCGCGGGACGGGCACCCUCCCCAGCCAUCCCCGGGUGCCGUGAAUCGAAGCCGAAGCUUUAAAUUAAAACUCCCCCGGGGUGGGGAAUGGGACUCCCCCCCAGCCCACCCCGAGACCACGGCUGAGCCCCACCCCUUCCGGCACCGGGUGAGCGGGUCCCUUCCUUAGCACAGGCUGUUUUAGACCCCUAGAGACACGUAUCUGUGAUCCCCCAUCCUGCCCCAACCUCCCAUUUUUUAUUUUUCAUUCUCCUUUUUUUUAAAUAUUAUGUACUAUAUUUUUAGUCUUAA
Molecule: messenger RNA, 4734 nt
Organism: Aquila chrysaetos chrysaetos
Lineage: Eukaryota; Metazoa; Chordata; Aves; Accipitriformes; Accipitridae
Gene: KIRREL1
Product: kirre like nephrin family adhesion molecule 1
Exons: 15
Coding region: 240-2507 (755 amino acids)
Biological process (GO): cell-cell adhesion
Cellular component (GO): cell-cell junction
Molecular function (GO): cell adhesion molecule binding
Source: RefSeq, a predicted model, not a curated record